AUUUAUUGACGAGAAAGACAUUUUUCAUCAAAUUAAUAUAUUGAAUGAGAUCUACUUGUUUUGUGGGAUCUGCACAAUAAAAAUAAUAUAGAAAAAAAUAUAAAAACUUCCUAUUUUAAUUUUAUUUAAAAAAAAAAAUUAUAUUUUUUUGUUUUAACAAAGUCAAAACUAUAAUACACAUGUGGAAACACAAAAAAAAUAAAUAAAAAAAGAAUUUAAUUUAUAAUUUAUAGCUUAUAAAAUAAAAAAGUAUAUAAAACUGCGUUUAUUUUGCGAGAAACAGCAAACACAAAAUACAAAAAAUAAUAAAAUAAGAAAUUUUUUAAUUGAAAUUUAUUUUGUCAAUUAUUUUAUUAGUUUUGUCUUCGUUUUCCAAAUAAACAUUUGUAUAUACAUACGAGUAUAUAUGCACAUUUUAAUAAAUAUAUAUAAAGUGUUACAGUUUUGUUUUUAAGUACAUAAGUAAAGAAGUAUAUACUCGUACAAUAUACAUAGAGAGAAAAAAAAUUAUUAAUAUAAUUUAUAAUCAAUUAGCGGAUUUACGAGGAACUACUAAACUACAUAAGAAAUCGUCUUCGAAAAAUUUUCUUCAUUUAAGUAUCAUUUGGAAUUUGGAAAAAACACAAGGAAAAAAACAAUAUGGGUUCCAUACCACAAUUAUCAAUUGUUAAAGGACAACAUCGUGAUUUAAAAAGUCAACGUUUAAGUAAAAUAUUUGAAGUAAAUUUAACAUCAUGGUCAACAAAUACAGCAAUGAUAUAUAAUUGUCCAAGAACAUCAAAACAAAAUCAAAUAACAUAUGAAGAUUUAAAUGCAAAAUCAAAUCGUAUAGCACGUGCUAUUAUAAGAGAAUCAGCACAACGUUUUUUAAAACCAAAUCAAGAUAAUGAUUCAAUAAUAGCAGUUUGUAUGGAACCAACUGAUAAAUUAGUUAUGAUAUUAUUAUCAAUAUGGAAAUCUGGUGCUGCAUAUUUACCACUUGAACCAAGUUUUCCAACAAAUCGUAUUCAUCAUAUAUUAAAUGAAUCAAAACCAUUAAUGGUUAUAUGCGAUGAUAUUGUUGAUACAACAAUAUUUCAAAAAACACAUACAUUACGUAUAUCUGAUCUAUUACAUAAAGCAAGUACAAUGGAUGAUAAUAAUUUAUCAGAUUGUAAACUUUUACCAUUUUCAAAUAAAGAUUUGGCUAUCGUUUUGUAUACGUCUGGUAGUACGGGUAUACCAAAAGGUGUUCGUAUUCCACAUGCUGUUAUAUUGAAUCGUUUAACAUGGCAAUGGGAACAAUUUCCAUAUAUGGCUGAAGAAUCAAUUGGUGUUUUUAAAACAGCAUUAACAUUCGUUGAUUCAGUAUCGGAAAUAUGGGGACCAUUAUUAUAUGGUAUGUCAAUUUUGGUUAUACCAAAAGUUAUUACAAAAGAUCCAGAACGACUGGUUGAAUAUCUUGAAAAAUAUAAAAUUCGACGUUUAGUAUUGGUACCAACAUUAUUACGUUCAUUACUAUUAUAUUUGGGUAUGAAUAAAAAUCAACAACUUUUAUAUGAUUUAAAAUAUUGGAUAUGUUCUGGUGAACCAUUAUCAAUAACAUUGGCAAAAAGUUUCUAUGAAUAUUUUCAAGAGGGACAUCAUACAUUAUUCAAUUUUUAUGGUUCCACUGAAGUUAUGGGCGAUGUAACAUAUUUUAUAUGUGAAAAUCGUAAUCAAUUAGCAAAUUUCGAUAGAAUACCAAUUGGUAUACCAAUAAAUAAUACAAUUAUAUAUUUAUUGGAUCAAGAUUAUAGACCAGUUAAAAAUGGUGAAAUUGGUGAAAUAUUUGUUGCUGGUUAUAAUUUAGCAGCUGGUUAUGUUAAUGGAAGAGAUGAACAUCGUUUUAUAGAAAAUCCGUUAGCAGUUGAUUCAAAAUAUUCAAAACUUUAUCGUACUGGUGAUUUCGGUUCCCUAAACAAUGGAUAUUUAAUGUAUGAAGGACGUACAGAUUCACAAAUUAAGAUUCGUGGACAUCGUGUUGAUUUGUCAGAAAUUGAAAAAAAUCUUUUAAGACUUGAAUAUAUCGAAAAAGCCGUUGUACUUUGUUAUCAUGCAGGAGAAAUUGAUCAAGCAAUAUUGGCAUUUGUAAAAUUAGAUGAUGACUCAAAACCACGUACUGGAUUACAUAUUGAAUCAGCAUUAAAAGAUGCUCUACCAACUUAUAUGAUUCCUCAAGUAAUUAUUAUUGAUAAAGUACCGUUAUUAGUUAAUGGUAAAGUUGAUCGACAAGCUCUAUUGAAAUCAUAUGAAAAUGCAAAUAAUAAUGAAGAUUCAGAAAUUAUAAUCGAUUAUGAUUAUAGUGAUGUUCCAGAAAGUUUACAAAUAAUAGCUGAAGAUUUAUUUGAAACAGUUGGUAGUGUAAUUGGACGUUCAACAAGAACAACAUUAUCAGUUAAAAGUAAUUUUUAUGAAUUGGGUGGCAAUUCAUUGAAUUCCAUAUAUACUGUAACGAAAUUGAGAGAGAAAGGCUACUUCAUUGGUAUCUCUGAAUUUAUUGGUGCUAAGAAUUUAGGUGAAAUUUUAAAGAAGAUUUCAAAAGGAAAUGUAAUUGAAAUGGAAGAAGAUGAUGUCGGUUCUACAUUAAAUUUGAAAGCAUAUCCAUUGAGACAUGAAGAUCGAGAAAUUGUUAUUGAAAUUAUUACGGAAAGUUUUUAUGAAAAGGCUGAUUUAGAGCAAUGGUUAAAACCUGAUAUUUUACCGAGUGAUUAUUACGAUAUAUUAACAGCUGUUUGGGGACCAUUAGUUGAAAAAGGAUUAAGUUUUAUUGUAAAAAAUGGUGAUACAAAUGAAACAAUUGCUGCUGCAUUAAAUUUUGAUGCUCGUGAUGAACCAGCUGUAGAAGUUAAUAAUAAAAUGGUUAUAAUUUUUGAUUUUCUAGAAUAUUUAGAAGGUCCAAUAAGAGAUAAUUAUUUACCAAAAGGAUUAAAUAAAAUUUUACAUUCCUUCAUGAUGGGUACAGAUCAAAAAUUAAGUGCACAAGAAAAUAUAGUUUGUAUGCAUUUUAUGGAAAGUGAAGUAUUAAAAUUGGCAAAAUCGAAAAAAUUUGCUGGCAUCUUUACAACUAACACUAGCCCUUUAACACAGCAACUUGGCGGAGAUGUUUAUGGCUACAAAACUUUAUUAGAUUAUCAAGUUAAUAAAUAUGUACAUUCAGAUGGCUGGAGACCAUUUGCAAAAGCUCCAGAUUCACAAAGAGCAAUUGUACAUUGGAAAGCUAUUAGUGAUGAAGGUCGUAUUUAAAAUGUUAAUAAGUAAUUUUUUUUUUUUUAGGAAUAUUAGAAAUUAAAUUUAAAUUAUUAGAUUAUUAUUAUCAGUAUUACAAUGUCUUCAAUGAAUAGUUGUUGUUUCGACAAAAUUUUCAUUUUUGCGAUUUUAAGUUUUAUGUA
Messenger RNA from Condylostylus longicornis, 3410 nucleotides. RefSeq names its product beta-alanyl-bioamine nonribosomal peptide synthetase ebony (gene e). The record is from RefSeq and is a predicted model, not a curated record. NCBI's taxonomy places the organism in Eukaryota, Metazoa, Arthropoda, Insecta, Diptera, Dolichopodidae. The coding region runs from base 640 to 3264 and encodes 874 amino acids. The transcript is spliced from 8 exons.